AUGAGGCCCUCGGGGCACCCCCCUGCCGGGCCCGGAGAGGGGGCACCGGGGGGGUUUGGCGCAGGGCCGGUCCCCGAGCCCUACGACAGCUUCAUGCGCAGCCACCUGCGCUUCUACGGCUACUUCCGAGCCCCAGGGGUGCUGGAGCCGGCCUCCCACCGCGUCACGCCGGUCCCCUCGGGGCGGCACCGCGGGUCCCUGGGGGGGCCACAGGCUCUCUUUGCCCUCCCCUCGGCGGGGAGACCCCCCCCAGCUCCCCGCUGGCCCGUCGAGUGCGAAGUCAUCAAGGAGCCCAUCGAGCACAUCGAGUGGGUCCCCCCUGAACCGGAGCCCUUCUGCCAGCCCACGGGCCACGACUGGCCCCCGGCCACCCUCAGCGAGGAGCAGGGCACCGUCGUCUACCACCUCAGCCCAGCCUUGGAGGGUCCCCAGGACACCACGCUGCUCUUCGAAUCCCGCUUCGAGAGCGGCAACCUCCAGAAAGCCGUCAAGGUGGGCCCCUACGAGUACGUGCUGAGGCUGCGGCCGGACCUCUACACCGCCAAACACACCCAGUGGUUCUACUUCCGCGUCCAAAACACCCGCAAGGACCCCCUCUACCGCUUCACCAUCGCCAACCUGGCCAAGCCCAAGAGCCUCUACGGCCAGGGGCUGCGGCCCCUGCUCUACUCCCAGCGGGACGCCCAGAGCCGCGGUGUGGGCUGGCGCCGGGUGGGGACCCACGUCCGCUACUACCGGGGUGCGGAGGAAAAGGAGGAGGAACCGGCCACCUUCCGCCUCUCCUGGACGGUGCGGUUCCCCCACGACAGCGACACUUGUUUCUUCGCCCACUCCUACCCCUACACCUACUCCGACCUGCAGCGGUACCUGGCGGGGCUGGCGGGCGACCCUGCCUGCUCGCGGUACUGCGCGGUGCGGGCGCUGUGCCGCAGCCUGGCCGGUAACACCGUCUACCUGCUGACCAUCACCAGCCCCGCCGGCACGGGGGCGGCCAAGCGGGCGGUGGUGCUGAGCGCCCGCGCCCACCCCGGGGAGAGCGGAGGGUCCUGGGCCAUGAGGGGGUUCCUGGAUUUCCUCCUCGGCCCCCACCCCGACGCCCGGCUGCUGCGCCGCCUCUUCGUCUUCAAGGUGGUGCCCAUGCUCAACCCCGACGGGGUGGUGGUGGGCAACUCCCGCUGCUCCCUGGCGGGACGCGACCCCAACAGGGCCUACGGGACGGCGCUGCCGGGCUCCUUCCCCGGCGUGUGGCACCUGCGGGCCAUGGUGGAGAGGGUGCUGGCAGAGAGGGAGGUGGUGCUGUACUGCGACUUCCACGGGCACAGCCGGAAGAACAAUGUCUUCAUGUACGGCUGCGACGGCGGCGCCGGGCUGCGGCUGCUCCAGCGCGUCUUCCCCCUGAUGCUGAGCAAAAACGCCCCCGACAAGUUCUCCUUCCCCAGCUGCAAGUUCAAGGUGCAGAAGAGCAAAGCAGGGACGGGCAGGGUCGUCAUGUGGCGCAUGGGCAUCUCCAACAGCUACACCAUGGAGGUGGCCUUCGGCGGCUCCACGCUGGGCGGCAGGAACUCACACUUCACCCUGGAGGAUCUCAAGGCGCUGGGCUACCACCUCUGCGACACCCUGCUCGACUUCUGCGACCCCCAUCCCGCCAAGCUCCAGCAGUGCCUGUCGGAGGUGGAAGCACUGCUGCGGCAGCGGCUGGGCCGGGAGCCGGGCUCCAGAUGGAGCGACGUCUCCACCUCGGAGCUGGAGUCCAGCACCAGCGGUUCCGACAGCUCCGUGUCCGACGGGCCCCCCGCUCCCCUCCACGGCACGGCCCGGCCGGUGAGUCACCAAGUGCCACUGCUUUUGGGGUGGGAGGGAUGAAACACUGGGAAGAGGUGAGGUGUCGCGGGGCGCAGACACCCCAGAAUCGCUUUGCCAUUGGCGCAGCCGGAGCAACG
Calidris pugnax (ruff) is the source of this 1940-nucleotide messenger RNA. It is a transcript of the gene AGBL2, whose product is annotated as ATP/GTP binding protein-like 2. NCBI's taxonomy places the organism in Eukaryota, Metazoa, Chordata, Aves, Charadriiformes, Scolopacidae. Gene Ontology annotation, biological process: proteolysis. Bases 1 to 1863 code for a protein of 620 amino acids. The transcript has 10 exons. The record is from RefSeq and is a predicted model, not a curated record. Gene Ontology annotation, molecular function: zinc ion binding; metallocarboxypeptidase activity.